Heterostelium album PN500 is the source of this 3462-nucleotide messenger RNA. RefSeq names its product elongation factor Tu domain-containing protein (gene eftud1). Gene Ontology annotation, biological process: cytosolic ribosome assembly. NCBI's taxonomy places the organism in Eukaryota, Evosea, Eumycetozoa, Acytosteliales, Acytosteliaceae. Gene Ontology annotation, molecular function: GTP binding; GTPase activity; ribosome binding. Gene Ontology annotation, cellular component: ribonucleoprotein complex; cytosol. The record is from RefSeq and is a predicted model, not a curated record. The transcript is spliced from 6 exons. The coding region runs from base 1 to 3462 and encodes 1153 amino acids.
AUGACCUGUGAUCAGUACGUAGACAUGAAAUUUGAAGAAUACUGUUCAACAAUGAAUUUUAAAAAGAAAAAGUUUCUGGGUGUAAUCAAGUUGUAUGCUUUAUAUAUGCCUUUUUCAAAUAUAUCACCUGCAUUAUUAUCUUCAUUACAAUCAUUUACAUCUAAUAUAAGAAAUAUUUGUGUAUUGGCACAUGUUGAUCAUGGUAAAACAACAUUGUCAGAUUGUUUAAUUUCAUCGAAUGGUAUCAUAUCACAACAUAUGGCAGGAAAGCUAAGAUAUCUUGAUUUUCUCGAGGAUGAACAGGAACGUGAGAUCACAAUGAAAGCAAGCUCAAUCUCAUUGCUCUAUCAGGAGGAACAAAAGAACUACUUGGUGAAUCUAAUCGAUUCGCCAGGUCACGUCGAUUUCUCGAGUGAAGUGUCUACCGCAGUGAGAAUUACAGACGGUGCAUUGGUGCUGGUCGAUGCCAUCGAGGGUGUCUGCAUCCAGACACACGCAGUGCUGCGACAGGCCUAUCAAGAACGUGUCAGACCGUGUUUGGUCAUCAACAAGAUCGAUCGUCUCAUCACAGAGGUCAAUAUGACACCGCUCGAAGCAUACCAACACAUUAAAAAAGUGAUCGAACAGGUCAACGCUAUCACAGGUACACUCAGCUCAGAGGAGAUCAUUCUCAAAGAGAUAUUCGAACAUGAACAACAAGGAAAAGAGACAACCGCUGAAGAUUCAGCAUCAUCUACUUCGUCAGACUCUCAAAACAACGAAACAACAAACAACAACGAUAUCGUAGAGGAAGCCGAUCUCGAAACCAUCGGUUCCGAAUAUCAUUUCUCGCCAGAGAAAGGAAAUGUUGCAUUCACAACUGCAUUAGAUGGAUGGGGAUUUACAAUUAAUCAAUUUGUUGAUCUUUGUCAUAAAAAAACUGGAAUUAAAAAGACAAUCUUAUCUAAAACAUUAUGGGGAGAUUAUUACUAUCAUCCAAAGGAUAAGAAAAUCUAUAAAUCACCAAGAGGUAAUCUUACACCAAUGUUUGUUACAUUCAUUUUGAAUUCUGUUUGGGAAUUACAUAAAUGUGUUACUCCAGAUUACAUUGAUAGAGAUAGAGUAGAUAAAAUUAUACAAGUUUUAAAUAUAAAAGUACAUCAUAGAGAUUUAGCAUCGAAAGAUCCAAAGGUUGUUUUGCAGGCAUUAUUACAGUCGUGGUUACCUCUGUCUGAUGCUGUGUUAUCGAUGGUUGUACAGUGCUUGCCUAAUCCAAUCGAUGGACAACAGAGAAGAAUGGAGCGUAUUUUCAAACCGGUAUCAUCACCUAAUGUACCGGUGGAGAUGAAAGAGAAACAACAACAGCUGCUGAGAGAUACCAAAGAUUGUAAGUCUGAUGAUACCUCAGAGGUUGUUGCCUACGUCGCCAAAGUGUUUGUAUCGGACGAGAAGCGUGGUGUCUCUACAAACACACAUCGUCCAGUGCCACCAAGACGUGUACAACCAUCGGCAGUUCCACUGGCACAACGUAUGGCACAAGCAUCUCUAAAUGAAAAUAGCGAACAAAAAUCAUCUGAACAGCAACCACCAACACCAACUCAACCAACUCAACCAACAACACAAAUUUCAAAACCAUUAGUACGCAGUCCAUUACAAUCAAUGAAUAGAAACGUUGGAAGUGAUGAUAGUGGUGAAUUUGUUGCUGUUGUCAGAGUUUUCAGUGGUACUUUAAAGAAAGGACAAAAAGUAUUUAUCAUGGGUCCAAGAUUCGAUCCUUUGAAUCCAACUCACGAUGUCAUUGAAAUUGAAAUCACUCAUUUGUAUCUGCUUAUGGGCAGAAGUUUGGAACCGAUCGAAGCUGUGCCCGCUGGUAAUGUAUGUGGUGUCGGUGGUGAAGUAGGUAACCUCGUUCUAAAGUCUGCUACAAUCUCUACCACUCUCCAAUGCCCUCCAUUGGUAAGCAUGAUGUUUGUCUCAUCACCAAUCGUUAAGGUUGCAAUCGAGCCAGAGAAUAUCUUGGAUAUGCCAAAGUUGGUUCACGGUUUGAAGAUGUUGAAUCAAGCCGAUCCACUGGUGGAAGUCUACGUACAAGAGAGUGGUGAACAUGUUAUUGUAGCAAGUGGUGAGCUGCAUCUUGAGCGUUGUAUCCGUGACCUAAAAGAGAUCUUUGCUAAAAUCAAUGUCAAUGUGUCUUCGCCAAUCGUGCCUUUCCGUGAGACAAUCAUUUUGGAUGCCAACAAGUCACCUGUCAUUACAUCGGCAAACAGCAGUGACAACCGUUCAGAGUUAAUCGUUCAACCAACUGCCAAUAGAAUGGUCAGAGUCAAAGUUAGAGCUAUUCCAUUGCCAAAGAACAUCAGUGAUUUCCUCGAGAACAAUACCAACACAAUGAGAGAUUUGUUCUUGGGUGGAAAGAAGAAGGACAAGGAAUUGGAAAGUGAAAAAGGAAGUAAGAAGGAAGCUGAAGAGGUAGACAGAGAGGAAUUCCAAAAGAAACUACUUGAGGAGUUCACCAAGGCCGGUGAAAGCUGGCCAGAGGAAAUUAAGAAGAUCUGGGCAUUCGGACCAAAACAUAUUGGUCCAAACUUGUUGCUCAAUCACAUUCCAGGCUAUUGCGAUAACGAUUUCUGGAUUCCUGCAAUACAGAGAGGUGUGCAGAGUUUGAAGAAGAUGAGACAUAGAAUGGACGAGGAAGCAGAAGACAAAAAGGAAACAAACGACCAAGAAGAUCAAGAAGAAAACGAAAAAGACAGUGAACCAGCGGAAGAGACCGAAUCCAACUCAGAGUCAGGUGUCACUAAGCUUUUGGAAGGAGAGGAAAAGUUCAAAAAGGUAUUCGAGUUGGAAAACAGUAUAGUAUCCGGUUUCCAAUUAGCUACAUUCACAGGUCCACUUUGUGAUGAGCCAAUGAUGGGUGUUUGUAUGGUGGUCGAGGAUAUCGAGUUUGUUGAAGGAAAAUAUACCGACCAAUACGGUCCAAUCUCUGGACAAAUUAUCUCUUCGAUGAAACAAGCCUGUGUACAAGCAUUCCAAGUGAAACCUCAACGUCUCAUGGAAGCAUUGUAUCUCUGUGAAAUUCAAGUAUCGUCUGCGGCCCUCGGUAAGAUGUAUUCAGUCCUGGCAUCAAGAAGAGCUCAGAUCAUCAAAGAAGGUAUGAAAGAAGGUACACCUAUUUUCUGUAUUCAAGCAAGACUCCCAGUUGUUGAGAGUUUCGGUUUCUCACAGCAAAUUAUGAUCAAAACAUCUGGAUCGGCCAGUACUCAGCUAUUUUUCGAUAACUAUUGGGAAACUAUGGAACAAGACCCUUUCUUCCAACUUUCAACCGAAGAGGAACUUGAGGAUCACGGUGUCAAUGUAGCAAGUUUAGGAAACAACAUCGCCAGGCAAUAUAUGGACAAGAUCAGAAAGAGAAAAGGUUUGGCAGUUGAAGAAAAAUUGGUUGUACACGCCGACAAACAAAGAACUCUAAAGAAAAAUAAAUAA